This is a messenger RNA of Penaeus vannamei (Pacific white shrimp), 1021 nucleotides long. NCBI's taxonomy places the organism in Eukaryota, Metazoa, Arthropoda, Malacostraca, Decapoda, Penaeidae. The record is from RefSeq and is a predicted model, not a curated record.
ACGUUUGGAUGACGCACACACACGUCCACGACGCACAUGCUGAUUGGGUAAAUCUUCCGAGAGCGCCAGCCAAUCAGAGCGCUCGAAACACUAAUCGAAAUUGGGAUUACGUUAUCAUAAUCAACUGCGCAGUUGGAUGUUGAAGCUUCCACAGUUGCACAAGAGCUGGCCUACCUGCAGGUGCGAGAUCUCUGUAAACAAUUUUCCAAAGACAAUGGAUAAGAUGGGAGAUUUCAUACCAAUGGAUGAACUGAUUACAGGGAUGCCAAGUAAUCACGACGGAGACAUUGUUUUCUUGGACCAGAACGUGUCGUUGCGCGAAUUUGAACCCUUCCGUCUAGCCGAAGAGGUGAGCUUUAUAGGCAGCACUCAGUACAACAUGGGCCAACAUAACACCUCUGGUAAUGGGAUGUUCCACCCACGGGGCAACAACAACAUGGCCCAGUCACAGAACCGCCGAAGUCCACUGGAUCAAUUAGGCAACGGUCAGCAUCAUAUGUACCAAUCAGAGAGCGUCCAGCAUCAAAUGGACCAACCCUGGAACGGCCAGCAUCAAAUGGACCAACCCUGGAACGGCCAGCAUCAAAUGGACCAAUCAUGGAACGGCCAGCAUCAAAUGACCAACCCUGGAACGGCAGCAUCAAAUGGACCAAUCAUGGAACGGCCAGCAUCAAAUGGCGGCCAGCAUCAAAUGGACCAAUCACGGAACGGCCAGCAUCAAAUGGACCAAUCAUGGAACGGCCAGCAUCAAAUGGACCAACCCUGGAACGGCCAGCAUCAAAUGGACCAAUCAUGGAACGGCCAGCAUCAAAUGGACCAAUCACGGAACGGCCAGCAUCAAAUGGACCAAUCACGGAGCGUCCAGAACCAGGCAAGAAACCGCCGACGCCGAGCUGACCAAUCAGGGAGCAGUAGGAAUCACACGAGCCGCGGCCACGGGCACCAGCUGCAGUUCCAAGCCGAAGAGCGUGAGGGAGAGACGCAGCCCGAUAACAAAUGUAGUGUCACAGGACUGGUUUGA